CGUUUCCCCGUCGGAAGUGUGCUUUUUUUGUUGCGCCUACCCCACACUUGGUGGACCGCCUAUUUACUGUAUCAGCGUGCGACUGCUCAUACACUGCUGCUACCGACCACUUGCCGUCGUCCUCGUAAUGUAUUGCUGUUCUCCAACGUCUGUCGCUUCCAACUAGUAUGCCAGCAGCAGAGAUGUCCAGUCCUUCCUCCUCCAAGCAGCCUCCAAGGAACACUCCAAUCCCAACGCAAUCCGUCCCCAUCCCGACCCCCGCGCUGCCAACCUUACCACUCCCUAUUCCCCGCCUCGCCACCAUAUCCCCAACCAGCGGCACACUCCCCGCAAUCCCCCUCACAAAAGCCGGCCCAACCUACCCCCCUUACAUCCCUUCCAGCCCGCCCAAACCCGCCUCAACCCCCAAACCCAUCAUCAACCUCGAAACCCCCGACACCGACCCCUCCCAUCUCCUCGAAGACCUUUUCCACACCCUCUCCGACCGCCGCGGCUGCCUCAUCAUCGGCGCAGGCGUCUCCGUCUCCCUCGCUGACGGGGAAGAGAACAAAAAACUAGUCACAUGGCGCGGGUUCCUCGAUCGAUUGGCGUUGACCGUGAAGGAGAUGCUCGGGUUGCCCGACGGAUGGUACGAGGAGGUACAGGAGAUGCUGCAGAACGACCCGGCAAAGAUCCCCCCGCCGCCGCCCGAGAAGGGGAAGGACGCAGCAGCAGCGGCAGGCACCCAUCCCGCCUCUCCCCUCGGCCGGCCCAUCGAGCGCCAAUUCGCACUCCGGCUCGACAAAGCGGCCGAGAUGAUCGAGCACUACGUUAACACUGGCCAUCUGGGAGGUAGCUCCGACCCCUUCAUGCGGUAUCACCACCUGGUCUUCAAGAUCCUACAUAAGCUCCGCGCCGACCGGAACGCGCCGUUGGCUCAUAUCCUCCACUCCCUCCGCGCGCCCAUCUUCACCACCAACUACGACGUGCUCCUCGAAGACGCCACGGGGCGGUUCACGCUGUCCAUCGACGACCUACUCAAAGCACAACGCACGUACCGGCUGAAAUCAGAACAGCACCCGUUGGCGCAACAUGAGCUUUACGUGUUCCAUCUACAUGGGAUAUUCUACGACGACCCGGAACGCAAGUUCGUGCUGACGAGCGGGGAGUAUGCGGUUACGAUUGAUGAUUUCAUCAUGGCCCUCAAACCGGUGUUGGUGGAUGUCGGGAGUAAGGUCAAGACGGGGGGGAUGGCGUUUCAUCGGAGUAUGAUAUUUAUCGGGACGGGUGGGACGCUCCAGGACAUCCACUUCACAGCCCUCUUCGCCUCGCUCUACGAACACAACACCUACCUCGAAUCCAACAACUUUGAACGCGUGAUGCACUACGUCCUCCUCACCACCCACGAGGCGACCUACCUCACCGAUUUCACGUUCGAGGAUUCGUUGGGACGGUUGAUCCACGCGCAUGAGUUGCUCGUGCCGGUGGUGUAUGGCGAGGAUUACGGCGAUCUGCCGGGGUAUCUGGGGAAACUGGUCGCGAUGUUGGAGGAGGAGGAGAAGAGGGAGACCGCUCGGAGGGCGCAGGGGUACACUGCGGAGCCGGAUGCGGGGGAUGCAGGGACGACGGGGGUGGGUGGGCCCCCACCUGUGGUAGUCACCCCGGACCGCACGGCACCCACACCGACUCCGGCGGUCCCCGUAACGCUCACACACGCCCUCUACUCCUCUUCACCGCCCUUCUCGCCAUCCAUCCCCACCACAGCCUACUCCGCCUCGUUCCCGUCCGCCUCGUUUCCCGCGCUCACGCUCUCCACCGCCCAGCGAACAAACGGCGCGCAUACACCGCCGCUGCCGGCGAAGGAUAAGUUGUUUGGGAGCGGGAAGGGGACGGUGGAGAGUGAUGUUGAGAGUGAUGCUGGUGGUGGGGGAGCGGGGCAGAGGAGGGGGGGGAGGAGGAGGGGGAGUUUGGUGGGUGGGCAGCUGGGCGGUGCGGACCCGGGAGCGGGUGGCAGUGGGCCGUCGUAGGCUGAACGGCGGUCGGUCUGGAAGCGCUUCUGACUGUUUCCUUGCGUGUAUUUUUUUGGGUUCAUCCGUUUAUUAUUCCCUUUCCUCUCUGCGUAAUGCGUAAUCGUGAGUUAUCAC
This is a messenger RNA of Fimicolochytrium jonesii, 2123 nucleotides long. RefSeq lists its product as uncharacterized. Lineage: Eukaryota; Fungi; Chytridiomycota; Chytridiomycetes; Spizellomycetales; Powellomycetaceae. The transcript is spliced from 2 exons. Bases 168 to 2006 code for a protein of 612 amino acids. The record is from RefSeq and is a predicted model, not a curated record.